AUGGCUCUCCUUUCCUCCAAGACCUUAAUCCAGGCACAUGCCUUGUUCCUGUUCGUGCUGGCCGUGUACCUGACCAGGUCGCCAGAAGUCGUGACCGAGUCUGACCUCGUCUUCAUGCUGGGGGAGUUCUUGAAUCUGGAGGCGACCCCUAGUAUCUCCCGACCUCAGUCCCCUUUCGCCCUAUGUGGUGUCCUCCUCGUCGUCGAUGCCCUGGUCGACCUCAUUCUUGUGACCAAGAUCCCGCAAAUUAACGAGAUUCUGGCCAUGGCCCAAGCCGCCAGAGUGCAAUCCCCUAUACCAGUGGCAGGGGCUGUACGCACGAACCCCUUCAUGGCACGCUUGACCUCGCUUUACUCGGAGAUCUGGACCCUCCUUUCCGCUGCUCGUUUCUGUAUCUUCUUUGCCGUUUCCUUUUUCAUAUACCAGAGUCAACCAUCAGCGUGGGGAAUGGAUGCCGCUACCGGAAUGGGGAACUACGGCACUGCCGGUGCCGCUACAUCGGGUCUGGAUCAGCUGAAAAACAGGGUGGUAUUCACAUAUGGCUUUAUGGAAAUGAUGUUUUGGUUAUGGAUCUUCAUCACCCUCAGGGAAGAGCGACAGGAAGCAGCUAACCGGUUCGUGGAACAGGACCGGUAG
This is a messenger RNA of Aspergillus luchuensis, 636 nucleotides long. RefSeq lists its product as uncharacterized. NCBI's taxonomy places the organism in Eukaryota, Fungi, Ascomycota, Eurotiomycetes, Eurotiales, Aspergillaceae. The record is from RefSeq and is a predicted model, not a curated record. The transcript is spliced from 3 exons. Bases 1 to 636 code for a protein of 211 amino acids.